AUGGCAGCAUCAAGUAGUGACGCGGGGGUGUUCCGCUUCACAGACCUGCCACCCGAGAUCCGCAACCAAGUCUACGAGAUCCUGCUGUGCAGCUUCCCGCCACCUCAGUAUCCAGACAAUGACGACCGCCUCCCAAGCUCAGGCACAUGGCUGGAUAAGAGCCAGAUAUCAGCUUCCAUCCUCCGCGCGAACCGGCAGAUCCACGAUGAGGCUCGCGCCGUGGUCAUCAAAGGGAACCUGUUCGUCCAGGUUGAAUGUCACAUGAGCAUUGACCACUCACAAAUGAUCCGGGAGCUCAUGGCCAACCUCGGUCUGCCCAUCGUUGUCGGCGACGGAACCUGGACGGGCUCAUGGGACGACAACCUCAAGCUCGACAGAUACAAGCCCCUGCGGGCCAUGACUUAUGCCAUCAGCUCCACCAAGGCCAUUCCAGACACCUGGUCCGGCACGACCCUUCGCUUCCUGCUUCUCCACCGAGAACUUGACGAGUUCCUCAUUGAGCUUGCACUCGCCGACGAUGCCGGGCUCGUCGAUUUCGCAAACAAGAUGACCCACCAGGUGACCAUCCACACCCUUGACAGCACAGGUGCUGGCAAGACUGAUCGGGAAUUCCUUGGCACCAAAGCCGUGCUACAGCGUUUACUCGCUCCCUUCGCAAAGAACUAUGAAGGGGUGAAGAACUUCGUCAUCAAGGCUGACGGGCCGAAAGAGAGCUCCAAUGGCAAGCUUGAUGAGGAAGUCAUAGCUUCCACCUUAGCAGCGGUCAAGCACAGGCCCCAAAGGUCCAUGUCGGAGACACUCGCAGUAGUCCAUGAGCUCAAGGAUAAGGGAAAUGCGUUGUUCAAGGCCGGCAAGACACGGAUGGCUUCAAAGCACUGGACUCGCGCUUGCAGUCAGAUACUUCAGUCACGUUCGGCACCACAAUUUGCAAAGAAGUUCGUGUCCAAGCCAAAGGACAGUUCCGAGCGGAGACUUAUCCGGGAGUUGGCGGAGCUGUCGUUCCAGCUUCAUCUCAACCUGGCGCAACAUGGUCUCCAGGCUGUGCACUACGCUUAUGAAGAUGGAGACGGGUGGCGUCUUCAUGGCAUUUCGACUGCAGUAUUGGCUUAUCUGCAGAAAUCUGCUCUCGAGUGUUCGAUAUCCGAAACCGGGGUGGUCAUGCCUGCCAAGGACGUCGAUGAUGAUGGCGACCUCACCGGCGGGUGGCGCCCAACAAAUGCGCAGACAGCUAAACUCUGGUUCCGGUUUGCUCGCUGCCACCGCUAUUGCGAGGAGUGGGAAGACGCCUGCACGGCGAUCGGGUGA
Messenger RNA from Microdochium trichocladiopsis, 1305 nucleotides. RefSeq lists its product as uncharacterized. Gene Ontology annotation, molecular function: protein binding. The transcript has 2 exons. Bases 1 to 1305 code for a protein of 434 amino acids. The record is from RefSeq and is a predicted model, not a curated record. Lineage: Eukaryota; Fungi; Ascomycota; Sordariomycetes; Xylariales; Microdochiaceae.